Messenger RNA from Exophiala xenobiotica, 2981 nucleotides. RefSeq lists its product as uncharacterized. The record is from RefSeq and is a predicted model, not a curated record. The transcript has 8 exons. Lineage: Eukaryota; Fungi; Ascomycota; Eurotiomycetes; Chaetothyriales; Herpotrichiellaceae. Gene Ontology annotation, molecular function: ATP binding; ATP-dependent chromatin remodeler activity. The coding region runs from base 1 to 2943 and encodes 980 amino acids.
AUGCUUGUCAGCCUCCCAGACGCGAUCUGGUCCGAGACCUCGAAGAAGAGAACCUUGCCUGCCUCGCAAUUUCCAGAUGCGAAGAGACCCAAGCUUGGCAAAACCGUACAGCUUGGAGACCAAGACAUACACCACUGGGUGUUGAAGAACACACCAGAGCUGGGGACAACAAAGCCGCCAUGCUUGGAGAGGGACGCACAUACAGCUGCCCGUUCCACCCGCCCUACGUCGAAUCUACCAGAGAUCGACGAGCUCUUUAUCCACCAAGAAGGAGCCGAUCUCCACUGCGGACUGAAGGAUGUUUCUCAGUCCGCGCAGGACGUGAUUUUCCUGGACGCACCCUCGCCAUCGCUCGAGGAUCGUAUCGAUUGGUCGAACUCUUCUCCUCGAACCUCUUCGUGUGCAACCAAGACAUCUCUAUCCUCGCCCGCGGAUCGGGCCGAGAGGCAAGAAGUUGACGGCUUCCGCCAAGAUCAGGAUGGACCCUCGGAAGAGGUUUGCUUUGGCAUGCUGAUGGAUAUUGACGCUGAGUGUGUCAGCUCGGUAGACCAUCUCACAAUUGACUGCGUCCUGUCUUGGAACGGUGCCACGACAAUCCAGGUGAACUCAAGCGAACAACAUGCCUUACAUCUCCCACAGCGUAUUGCUCGGGCCUUGACGACACUUUCCCACAACGCGGGCGUUGAAAUCCAGUUUCUCUACCAACAUUGUCGUCAUGCCGGGGAAGAGCCUGCGACUUUUCGAACGAAAGGCUUCCGUAACCGAAAAUCUCAACCGUCCUGUAGAGUCUGUGCUAUCCUCUAUGGCUCAGCUGAUAUCGCUGAUACUGUAGGUGACUGGCUCAGCAGUUGCAACUUGUAUCUUCAGUUACCGGAACACUGUAACCGCAAUGUUCGAUAUUACAACCCUCAGCGGUUGUCUCUUGGCGAUGAGACCAGGAAGAUGACCUUCGACAUAAACCAGAAGCCGCUGACCGCCGAGGCAGAACCGUCGGCCGCCAUCUACGCGAAGUAUAACAGCGAGGAGACGUUUGACGAAUCUCCGCAGCCUCAUAUUAUCUGUACACCUCUGCACAGUCACCAAAAGCAAGCUUUGACUUUCAUGUUGGACAGAGAGAAGGGUUGGGCCUUUUCGGCGUCGAGGCGAGAUUUAUGGAGAUCGUACAUUGACUUGCAUGGGAUUACCCGAUAUCAGAAUGUGCUCUCGGGGGAGUCUCAAUCAGAGCCACCUCCUCCGUUCAAGGGUGGCAUAUUAGCCGAUGAAAUGGGCCUGGGUAAAACUUGCACCAUGCUGUCUCUCAUCGCCUCGAAUCCUGCCCGAUCGCCUCUCACAGGAGCUGGGGAUCCUCCGUCAACCUUCCCGCAAGAGGUGAAGGGCACAUUGAUCGUGGUGCCGUACUCAGUCCUUCAAGUGUGGGAGCACCAGAUUCACCAUCAUUUUCAACCCUCGACGGUCAGGGCGUGCAGCUACUUCGGUCCUGGAAGACACCAACUUGCGCGCGUGUUCAACGAAUAUGACAUUGUGAUGACCACCUACAAUACCGUCGCAGUGGAGUGGAAGUCCAGCGAGUCUGUACGGAGCCAAAAGGGCCACAGCCCCUUGUUUUCAAACCGUUGGCAUCGUAUCAUUCUAGACGAAGCUCAUAUGAUCCGAUCCAGACGCACUACGAUUGCCCGUGCAGUUUUCGCCUUACAUGCCACACAUCGAUGGUGUGUAACCGGCACACCAAUACAAAACCGACUGGGGGAUCUUGCCAGUCUUCUGCGCUUCUUAAAAGUAUUUCCCUAUGACAACAUCACGACGUUUGAGACCGAGAUUUCGCGCCCGUGGAAGAGCAGAAUGGACGAGACAGCCCUGGGCAAAAUUCAGCUCAUGAUGAACAUGUUGGCACUGCGGCGUCCAAGGGCCGUCAUAUCAUUGCCAGACCGGCAAGAAAUCAUCGAGCCGGUCUCGUUCACGACGGAAGAGAUGCAGACGUACAAUAAAGCGAGGCUGGGCAUCAUCGAAGUCAUCGACUCCGCACUCUUGGCAGACGACGGCGGUGGUGGAUCGGUCUACAUCAGUGCGUUUCAGAAGAUCAACGACCUGCGCUACAUCUGCAAUCAUGGCAAAGCUCCGGUCCGCAAAGGAUCUCCGAGCGCUACUGCGUCGGAGUUGAACGACGCGUCCUUCCAGCGUGAGCUCGACGAUUUGCUGGAAGCUGGGGCAGGCAUCUGUGUCUCCUGCGGUGCAGAUAUUCAAGCGGACAUCGAGUGUGCGGUGCAAGCUCUUGACGUCUUACGAGGAAGCGCCGUCGAGAAUUCGCAGCAGUUUUGCCCCAAUUGUUCGAUGUGCAACGUCGAAACAGGCGGUCCAUCGCCGUUGUCAUUACUAGACCUGGAAGAGGAGGUCAUUGCAUUGACCUCCAACUCCAGCCGUCGCUUCUCGAGCAAGGUGACAGCGCUGGUAUCCCAGCUACUACGUGUGCCUCGUGGCGAGAAAUGUGCCGUGUUCUCUUACUGGACCACGACGCUUGACGUUAUCGAACAGGCAUUGGAACAGGCAACAAUUGUAUUUACUCGAUACGAUGGACGGAUGCAGAAAGCAAAGCGUGAUCUAGUGCUGUCCAAUUUCGCGAACGAUCCCGCGGUGCAAGUGCUUCUAGUAUCAAUCACCUGCGGAGGCCAAGGGCUCGAUCUCACUUCCGCAAAUCAUGCGUUCCUGGUCGAACCGCAGUGGAACCCAAUGCUCGAAGAGCAGGCAAUGUCACGCGUCCAUCGCAUGGGACAGACACGGCCCGUGCGGAUCGUGCGUCUCAUCAUGACAAACACCUGGGAAGAGAGGAUCUUGGAUGUGCAGAGACGAAAGAGAAACCUCGCAGACCUCGUCGUCGACAAAGUGAAGUUGCAGGCGGGCGACGCGGGAAAACGCCAGCUGAUGCAUUUACGCGAACUCAUCAAGUAAGAGUGUGGAAGGACGAAGAAAAGGGGCGGGCAGUCCAG